Messenger RNA from Phragmites australis (common reed), 1072 nucleotides. RefSeq lists its product as uncharacterized. The transcript has a single exon. The coding region runs from base 152 to 775 and encodes 207 amino acids. Lineage: Eukaryota; Viridiplantae; Streptophyta; Magnoliopsida; Poales; Poaceae. The record is from RefSeq and is a predicted model, not a curated record.
CGAGAUCAAGCUCACGCCCUUGUCCGGCCAUGCCAUAGCUCACUUUCUUCUCUACGCUCUCUAUAAAUAGAUGCCAUGGCGUAGUAGGCCUCUUCCAUACAACGAAGGUAACACACGCGCGCACACGUAAAGAAACAAACACUUGGUCCCCAUGGCACCCAAUGGAGAAGCACCAGUUAUGGGAGCAGUGGCGCCGCUCUUCGCGACGAUCAUCGGCAGCUUCGGCAACGGCGAUCACAAGCGGCAGAGGACCCCGUCGUCUCAGGAGCUCCGCAGGUAUGUUGCUGGCCACAUGGAGGUCGAGCUGCCUAAUUCCGACGGCGGCCACAAUGGCGGCGGCGGCGACGACCUCCGGGGCGCCACGCGCUCGCCGGAGGUGGAGGACGCCGAGUGCGAGUGCUGCGGCAUGUCGGAGGAGUGCACCCCGGCGUACAUUGACGUGGUCCGGCGCCGCUUCUCGGGGCGGUGGGUGUGCGGGCUGUGCGCCGAGGCCGUGGCCGAGGAGGCCGCCAAGAACGGCGGCGACAGGGAGGCCGCACUCGCGGCGCACAUGGCCGUGUGCCGGCGGUUCAAUGACUUCGGGAGGACGCACCCCGUGCUCUUCCAGGCCGACGCCGUGAUUGACAUCGUGAGGAAGCUCUCCGGGCCCGGGUCACCAACACCAAGGUCGCCGGUCAAGUCUAGCGCCGGCGCCGGGGUGGAUGCCAUGAAAGCCGAUGUCGGCUGCAUGGCGCUCGUCGCCGACGUACGCAACGAUCAGGUGGUGAUGAACUAGUCAACUAGCUGGCUGGUUAAACAUAGUGUACAGCUUAGCCAGCAAGCCGUGUGCUUUUGUUUGCCCUUGCAAGGGUUGCUUUCAUGGUGUAGAUCCAUGCGUAUAGGUUUGGCCACCCCUUUUGACUUGUUUCCAGGUGCAGUGCCUGUUGGAGUAUAGACGUUUUUGGAUGGGGCUUUUAUUUACCUCCUUAGCUUUUACCUCAGCUGGAGUGUUUAGACUUAGGAGCCCGUCUUCCCACUCUGGUCUUGAACUUCAACAUCUUGCUGUCGAUAAAUAAAUCGAAUGAUUAGAAUA